AUCCCCAGAUAUAUCUCCAAUCGGAUUUCAUUCUGCUCAUUACAAUUCUUUUCUGAGAUUUUCAAAACCCCAUGGAAUCCUGCAAAAUCAUCUCUUCAUCUCCAAUUCCAAAGCUCCGACACCCGGAAUUUCCAACUACAACUAAGCACAAAUCACUAAAAUUAAACCGGAAAAAUUACAACAUACGACGUCAUCGAAUCAUCACCAGAGCUUCUUGUUCUUCUGGGUCUGAUGAGAAUGGAUUUUCACCUUCGCCCAGUAGGGUUUUCAGAGAAGAAGAGGCUAUUGGAGCUGAAUAUGGGGAAGGGUUUGAAACAUUUAGACCAGAUGGUCCAUUGAAAGUUGAUGUGGAUUUUUUGAAUGAUAGAAUGCAAGAAGGAUUCUUGCAAAGAAUUCGGUAUGCAAUGAAGCCUGAUGAAGCUUUUGGGCUUAUUUUUUCGUGGGAUAAUGUGGUGGCAGACACAAGAACAUUGAAGUUAAAUGCUUGGGACCAACUUGCCUCUGAAGAGGGUAAAAACAUCCCUGGUGGUGGCACUGUUGAAAAAUCCUUGCUUUACGCAAGUGCAGAUCAUGUUCUGCGUAAGGUGUUGUCCUGGGAGAGCGAAGACAAUGAAGUGGAAAGAUUAAAAUCCAGGCUAUCGGAGCUGUAUUUCGAGAAUCUUCUCAAACUCAAAGCACCCAUUGAAGGAGUGAAAGAGUGGUUGGAUGCUGUCUCUACAGCUCGCGUCCCAUGUGCCAUUGUAUCGUCUCUUGAUCGGAGAACUCUAGUUGAGGCUUUGAAGCAUCUAGGACUCACCAAAUAUUUCCAGGCAAUUGUGACGGAAGAGGAUGGAAUGGAUUCAGUAGCUCAUAGAUUCCUCUCUGCAGCAGUUAAGUUAGACCGCAAACCAUCAAAAUGUGUGGUAUUCGAGGAUGACCCAAGAGGGAUUGUUGCUGCACAUAACUGCACAAUGAUGGCUGUCGCUUUAAUUGGUGUUCAUCCCGCGUACGAAUUAGUUCAAGCUGAUCUAGCAGUUGGUAGCUUUAAUGAGCUUUCAGUGAUCAACCUCCGUCGAUUAUUUGCUCAUAAAGGUUCCACAUUCAUGGAGUUGCAGAAGCAGGGAACAGAGAAAACUCCUACUAAGAGGAAGCUCACAAUAGAUACAAUCUUCUGAUUCAGUUUUUCUUCUUCUUACUUGACCACCGUUUGUAUAGUUUUAGUUCAGUGGUCUCCUUCUUGUAUUUAUCUCUUCUACAAUCUUUUGUGUUACACAACAUGAUUAUUACAUACAACAGUAUUAGUAGUAUUACAGCCUCAUUGGUCAAUUUCAGUCAAAGUUUGACCCAAUCAA
Messenger RNA from Papaver somniferum (opium poppy), 1331 nucleotides. Its product is annotated as 5-amino-6-(5-phospho-D-ribitylamino)uracil phosphatase, chloroplastic-like. Lineage: Eukaryota; Viridiplantae; Streptophyta; Magnoliopsida; Ranunculales; Papaveraceae. The transcript is spliced from 11 exons. Bases 72 to 1154 code for a protein of 360 amino acids. The record is from RefSeq and is a predicted model, not a curated record.